Messenger RNA from Adineta steineri, 927 nucleotides. The record is from the annotation of a GenBank genome assembly. Lineage: Eukaryota; Metazoa; Rotifera; Eurotatoria; Adinetida; Adinetidae.
AUGAAUUCAAAUUUAUUUAAUGAAAAUUCGACAACAACUAUUACUGAAGCAUGGUUUACUCCUUUAAAUAUUCUCAUGAUUAUAUUUAGUCUAUUAGUCAUCAUACUUACUUUAAUAUAUCUAUUGAUUAUCAUCUUUGAUAGAACAUGUCAUACAAUUCUUAUGAUGUUUGUAGCUAAUUCAUGUUUAGCUGGAUUAAUUGUAGGAUGUAUUAUUCUUAGAAUGUCUUUAUUUACAUUUCAAAAUGAUUUAAAACAAAUUCAGUAUCAAGAUUCACUUUGUAUUGCUCGAGCUUAUAUAGGUUAUGCUUCAUAUGGUAUACUUAAUUAUUCAUUUUUCUUACAAGCUUUAUAUCGAUAUCUCAUUAUUAUUUAUCCCAAUCGUUUAUUUUAUCAAUCUAUUCGAUUUCAAAGUUUAACUAUUUGCAUAACAUGGAUGAUUGGUUUUAUAUAUCCAAUACCAUUUGUAUUGGUCGAUCAUAUUACCUACAAUAGUGAUAAUCAAAUUUGUCAAUUGGUUCUUCAGUUAUCAUUUUCUAUUAUUUAUGGAGCAUUUUGUGCUUAUAAUAUUCCAAUUUCAUUAAUUAUAAUCAUUUAUUUUAAACUAGUUCGUUAUGUUAAAGAGAUGAGUCAAAAUGUAACAACCUCUAAUAAUUUAGUUCGUGCAAAACGUGAAUUGAAAAUGAUUCGACGUAUAGUGAUACUUGUUACAGUUCUAAUUGCAAUUGCAUUUCCAUAUAUAUUAAUGAUGUGUUUAUCAUUUUUUACAACUCCACCAAAAUAUCAUUUUAGAAUUGCUUAUAUAUUUUUUGAUGCAUCAACAUUAUCAGUAAUGCUACUGCUAUUUUAUUUUACAGAUCCAUUAAAAGCAUCUAUAAUGAAAAGAAUAAACGUUCGAUCAAAUACUAUAACAACGGGAACUGCAUAA